AUGAACACCACACACGUUCCAGAGCCACACAGAACAGAGCAACACACCGAGAACCAGCGACACUGGAGGAAGAUCCUCGACAUCGCUCCAAUCGUGUCAAUUGCAUUCCCAGCCGCCAUGUACUUCAUCUUCGACGAAGACAGUUUUGAAGGUAGCCUUUUCCUCAGAUUCGUCACAGUACUCCUCCCCUUUUCAUACUCAGCAGUACAGUAUGCCGUACUACUCCACACCAACAGGAUGCCACAUAACAAACCAGAGGGCAUCCUGCAGAGCAUGCUCUACUACACCCUCAAUCUCCUGCUUCUUGCAUUCACCAUCAUCUCCAUCCUUUCAAUCAUUGCAUUCACCCUUGAUGAAUGGGAAAAUAAUGAUGAUUCACUCCUCUACUCCAUAACCCUUCCCUCUUUCUUCAUCCCACUCACCUAUCUCCUCUCCGUCUCCUGCCGCCUUGUUCCAGGACAGAUUGGAUUCACAGAUACUGGAAUCAACGUCCUUAUUGACAUCCUGAUACUACUGUUCCCCCGUACUGCACUUGUGAGUAAAGAAUCCAAGCACCGUCUUCUCUAUGCAGUCCUAUUUCUUUUACCCAUCCUGAUACGAUUGCUCAAGGAGAAGUAUUGCCCAUCUGGAAAGAGUUCUCUUCCUACUGCAUCAUGGAGAGUGGCUGUCCUUGCCCUCAUCCUUAUCCUUGUUUUUUUUGCCUACACGUUUAUGAUGUGUAGAUCUAUGGUUAUUCUAAAUAAUCAUUUUGGCUUACUUAAUAAGCUAAAGAGAGUCUCUGCUCCAUCAAGGUCCGAUAAGUAA
Messenger RNA from Encephalitozoon cuniculi GB-M1, 804 nucleotides. RefSeq lists its product as uncharacterized. The coding region runs from base 1 to 804 and encodes 267 amino acids. Lineage: Eukaryota; Fungi; Microsporidia; Unikaryonidae. The record is from RefSeq and is marked provisional. The transcript has a single exon.